This is a messenger RNA of Wickerhamiella sorbophila, 987 nucleotides long. Its product is annotated as Dual specificity protein kinase FUZ7. The record is from RefSeq and is a predicted model, not a curated record. The transcript has a single exon. Bases 1 to 987 code for a protein of 328 amino acids. Gene Ontology annotation, molecular function: ATP binding; protein kinase activity. Lineage: Eukaryota; Fungi; Ascomycota; Dipodascomycetes; Dipodascales; Trichomonascaceae. Gene Ontology annotation, biological process: protein phosphorylation.
AUGAUGAUACCAACUCCGAAAACUCUACGCCGCAAGAACUUCAAGCACCUCCAGCUUGAUCCACAUGCACAGAUGCCUGUUGCAGAUGCACCGUUAAGUCAAGACUCCCUCAAACCUGGAGUCGAGUUUGACGUCUACCCUCUCCAAGACGAGUUGCAGGUGGUCGCAGAACUCGGCUACGGCAAUGGUGGGACAGUUUAUAAAGUCUACCAUCCGCCAACUAAUACGUAUAUGGCGAAGAAACUCAUUAAUUUGGAGUCCAAUAUGAAAGUUCAAAAGGCCAUCGCCCAAGAGCUUGAGACUCUGCGGGUAUGUGACUCUGACUUUAUCGUAAAAUACUAUGGACAAAUCGUGGAACCCAAGUCUGUGACUAUUUGCAUGGAAUUCAUGGAUUGUGGUUCUCUCGACAAAAUUUACAAGGCAAUAGGCCCGUUUCCUGAAGAUAUAUUGGCCAGUGUGAAUGCAGCCGUCGUGGAUGGGAUCAACUACCUGAAAGACCUUAAUAUCACACACCGUGAUCUCAAACCAUCAAACAUUCUCGUUAAUUCCCGUGGAGAAAUCAAAUUGUGUGAUUUCGGUGUCUCUGGUGUGCUAAUCGACUCGUUGGCUGAAACGUUUGUGGGCACGUCAACAUACAUGUCUCCCGAAAGAAUCAAAGGAAGCCAGUACACAGCAGCCGGCGAUGUCUGGUCGUUGGGUCUUGUGCUAGUAGAGUUGGCUCUAGGCCGAUUCCCCUUUGCAUCUGGUGACAACAACUCAGUGUCGCCGCUGUCUCUUUUCGAGCUCUUGCAAAGAAUCGUGGAAGAACCCCCGCCUAGCCUUCCAGCAAAUUUCUCUGAUGCUUCUAAGCAGUUUGUUCAACGCUGUCUGAUGGAAGCAGAGAAACGAAUGACUCCAAGAGAGUUAAGGAACACUUCCUUCUACAUAAUGGGAAAACAAAACCCGGGCAACUUGCUCGAAUGGGCUGCCAAGUUGCCACGGGUUUAA